AUGGCAAUCGGCCUUCCUGCCUGGGUUGUUAAGGCUAUUGACAAGAAGCGACGCGUCUUCUUGUGGACGGGUACAGAUGCGGUUCAUGGGGGACAGUGCCAGGUGUCCUGGACGAAUACUGACCAUUGGAUUGAUGGAGGCCGCUCAGUGGCCUCCUUGGCUCCUGACCUCCUCUUCGCUGUGCCACAGCGCCUCCGUUCGCGCACGGUUGCUUCUGGCCUGGCGAACAACUCCUGGGUUUCGGACAUCCGCGGGGCCCUCACUGUCCCUGUCAUCUCCCAGUUCUUCUUAUUUGGGAUGCUGCGCUUCGAAUUCAGCUCUCGCCGGGUGUCAGAGACCGUCUUGUUUGGUGUUGGACGAGCGACCAGCGCUACUCUGCGCCGGCGCUGCUGGACGGCCGACCUCCUCCUAAAGCGUGGCUUGGAUAGUCAUUCGGCCAGCCCCUUCUGUGGUCAAGAGCUUGAGACAGCGAACCACAUCCUCCUCGAUUGCAUCUUCGCUCGGGUCGUCGUCUCCAAAAUAUCGAGUGCUGCAACACAACACAUUUUGAGACAGACAUAUCCUCAAACAACAUUCAUACAGCACUUGAUAAGACACAUGGACACAAACAAACCGGGUGCUUUGGCAGAUGAAGCAGGGCUUAACAAUGAGGGUAAACUAAGCCAGCACACAGGAGAUGGAUCUGUUGAUGUCAAAGGGAAUCCUGCAUCCAAACACUCUACUGGUUGCUGGAGGGCAUGUGCUUUCGUUCUUGGGACGGAAUGCUUGGGGCAGUUGGCGUUCUUCGGGGUGCAGUACAGCCUGGUGACAUUCCUGACGACGCAAUUGCGGCAGGGAAAUGCAGAAGCAGCCAGGAACUUCAGCAUGUGGCAGGGCACCUGCUACAUCGCUCCCCUCGCCGGUGCCAUCGUCGCCGACUCCUGCCUCGGCCGAUACCGCACCAUCCUCGCCUUCUUCUCCAUCUACAUCAUCGGGAUGGGAACGAUGGCGCUGUCGGGGGCGUCGCCGGCGGUCAUCAGCCGGAGCACCCAGCCGGCCGUCUUCUCCCUGGGGCUGUACCUCAUGGCCAUCGGCGCCGGCUGCAUCAAGUCCUGCGUGGGGCCAUUCGGCGCCGACCAGUUCGACGGCGGCGACGCCAUGGAGAGGCCCAAGAAGAGCUCCUACUUCAACUGGUUCUACUUCGCCAUGUACGUCGGCGCCCUCGUCUCCGGCUCCGCCGUGGUGUGGCUGCAGGACAACUUCGGCUGGCUCCUCGGCUUCGGCGUCCCGGCCCUCUGCACCGUCCUCGCCAUGGCCAGCUUCCUCCUCGGCUCCGCCAUGUACAGGUACCACCAGCCUCGUGGCAGCCAGGUGGUCCGAGCUUGCCAGGUCGUCGUCGCCGCCGUCAGGAAGAGGAACGUCGUGCUGCCUCACGACGGCUUCGUCCUCUACGAUGGUCCGGCAGAGGAGGGGCGGAGGAUGGCGCACACCGACCAGUUCAGUUUCUUGGACAAGGCGGCGGUGGCGGUGGCGGUGCCGUCGUCGGCGGCGGCGCAGCCGUGGAGGCUGUGCACGGUGACGCAGGUGGAGGAGCUGAAGGCGAUCGUGCGGAUGCUGCCGGUGUGGGCCACCGGGAUCGUCUACUGCAUGGUGCUCGUCCAGCAGCCGCUCUUCCCGGUGCAGGGCCGCGCCAUGCGCCGCCGCCUCGGGGUCGCGUUCGCCGUCCCGGCGGCGUCGCUCAACUCCGUCUACGCCGCUGCCAUGCUCGUCCUCGUGCCGCUCUACGACGCCGCGGUGGUGCCCGCGGCGCGGCGGCUCACCGGCAGCGAGAGGGGGCUGACCGAGCUGCAGCGCAUCGGCGCCGGCAUGGCGCUAUCCGUCGCCGCCAUGGCCGCCGCGGCGACCGUCGAGGGCAGGCGACUGGCGGCCGCCGGCGAGGUGAGCAUCGCGUGGCAGGUGCCGCAAUACGUGCUGCUCGGCGCCAGCGCGGUGUUGGCCCACAUCGGGCAGCUGGAGUUCUUCUACAACCAGGCGCCGGACUCCAUGAGGAGCCUCUGCUCGGCGCUCGGCCACAUGACGUGCUCGCUCGGCAGCUACCUCAGCUCCGUCGUCGUCACCGUCGUGUCCCAUGCCACCGCGAGGGGCGGCUCGCCGGGGUGGAUCGCCGACGACAUCGACGACGGCCACCUCGACCGCUUCUUCUGGCUCGUCGCCGGCCUCAGCUCGAUCAACCUCGUCGUGUUCAUCUGCUGCGCAAAGCGAUACAAGUACAAGGAUUCAAUCAAUUAAUUGAGAAUUGCUGAUCGAAUUGUGAAUCUGUAAAUUGUAAUCAGCUCAUGUGUUCUUUAGUUUCUGUACACGGGAAAAUUUAUGUUUUCUCAUUGUUAUUUUUGGAAUAGAAAUCAAGAGCUCUGUGAAUUCACUGGGAGU
This is a messenger RNA of Oryza sativa Japonica Group (Japanese rice), 2409 nucleotides long. RefSeq names its product protein NRT1/ PTR FAMILY 8.3. Gene Ontology annotation, molecular function: transmembrane transporter activity. The record is from RefSeq and is a predicted model, not a curated record. Gene Ontology annotation, cellular component: membrane. Lineage: Eukaryota; Viridiplantae; Streptophyta; Magnoliopsida; Poales; Poaceae. Gene Ontology annotation, biological process: transmembrane transport.